CGUGAACUUGCAGCUUGGAGAAGGCUGUCUCACCCGAAUAUAGCUUAUUUGUUAGGCACUACGACAGGCUUCGGUCAUCUCGAAGGCAUGGUUGGCUUGGUUUCCCUGUGGAUGAAGAAUGGAUCACUCCAUGGGUACAUGGGUAACAGGAGUGAUGUACCUCUAUCACGGCGUCUUCUUUGGGUGAAAGACAUUGCUGAAGGGCUGAAAUAUCUUCAUAAGCAUCCUAUAGUCCACGGGGACCUCACCCCAUUGAAUGUUCUGAUCGACGAUGACGAAAGGGCCGUACUGACUGAUUUUGGCCUCUCCGUUAUAUUAGGCGGCUUUACCAAUUUGUCGGUCACAUACAGCGAUACAAAGAUAGGAGCACAAGCCUGGGCGGCCCCGGAGUUAUUGUUCGACCCCCCUGAUGGUAAGGGGCCGAAUCCAAGCCCAUCAAGCGACGUGUACUCUUUCGCAUGCCUAAUGUAUCUGUUCUCAUUUUCCUCAGAUUUUUACCGGAUACCACUUGUGGAAAAUGACGGGGUUAAGCCUGAAUGGCGCAUUGUGCGUCGUGUAAAGGACGGUGAUAGGCCUUCUAAUCCUGGCACUAUUGAUACCCGAUAUUGGAGCUUGAUUGAACGGUGCUGGGCUCAACAGCCAAGUUCACGUCCAAAGAUCAGCGACGUUCUUGCUGUGGUUGUGAGAUAUCUGAACGAUGAUGGCCAGAAAUAUUGA
Suillus subalutaceus is the source of this 717-nucleotide messenger RNA. Its product is annotated as kinase-like domain-containing protein. Gene Ontology annotation, molecular function: ATP binding; protein kinase activity. The transcript has 5 exons. NCBI's taxonomy places the organism in Eukaryota, Fungi, Basidiomycota, Agaricomycetes, Boletales, Suillaceae. Gene Ontology annotation, biological process: protein phosphorylation. The record is from RefSeq and is a predicted model, not a curated record. The annotation marks the transcript as partial.